This is a messenger RNA of Annulohypoxylon truncatum, 402 nucleotides long. RefSeq lists its product as uncharacterized. Bases 1 to 402 code for a protein of 133 amino acids. The transcript has a single exon. The record is from RefSeq and is a predicted model, not a curated record. Lineage: Eukaryota; Fungi; Ascomycota; Sordariomycetes; Xylariales; Hypoxylaceae.
AUGCCCCCAGAGGAUGAAUCCGCCGCUGGUUCCAGCACCAGCGCAGCAGCCGCCGCCGCCGCCGAUGCUGCCGCUACCGCCGUAGCCAGCUCAGAGUCAAAGACCAAAUCAACUCACUCCCACAGCCAUAGCCACGGCUCCGACCCGGAAGCCCGCGUCCCCUUCCUCGCGUGGUUCCUAGUCGGGGGCACGGGGCAGCCGCCCAAGGAGAAGAACUUCCUGCGCAUGGCGCACGAGCGCAACGAAGCCGGCCGGAAAAACGAGGAGUACGCCGCGGCGCGGAAGCAGGCCCUGUCCGAGCGGAGCAAGUACCUAGCGGACUGGGAGAAGCAGUGGGGCCCCACGGGCGGCGCGGCCCUGCUGAGCAAGGUGUGCGGGAGCAGUUCUCAGAAAAAGAAGUAA